Spodoptera frugiperda (fall armyworm) is the source of this 1376-nucleotide messenger RNA. Its product is annotated as pro-resilin-like. Lineage: Eukaryota; Metazoa; Arthropoda; Insecta; Lepidoptera; Noctuidae. Gene Ontology annotation, cellular component: extracellular matrix. The record is from RefSeq and is a predicted model, not a curated record. The transcript is spliced from 7 exons. The coding region runs from base 174 to 791 and encodes 205 amino acids.
GCAUAAAGUGUAUCAGUGCGUUUAGAGAACUGGGCCAGUGCGAUACAUUCUAUAUUCAAAUUUGCGCGGCAAUUCCAUUCGUUUUAUUAUUUUUCACGUAAUUUGAAAAUUAUUGUGUUUUUUUGUGUUAUUUCUUUUGUAUUUGGAUAAAAGGUUAUUGCAGAUCUUCCAAAAUGGUGUAUUGCAAGGUGUUCCUCGUGACUCUGCUCGCUGCAGCAGCCACCAGCGAGCCGCCAGUCUCCGGGUACAACUACCAGCAACCGACCCGGCACAACAGCUACAAUUCUCCUACCAACAGUUAUUUACCGCCUACCACUGGUUUCACAGCCCCCAGCAACAACUACCUGCCUCCGACCUUCGGCUCUGGUGGCCAGAACUAUGACCACGGGCAUGGACAUCAUGGGCAUGACCAUGGUCAUGGACACGGCCACGACAGUGAAGUUCCCAAAUCCUAUGAGUUCGGCUACUCAGUGAAGGACGCGCAGUCAGGCAAUGACUACGAUCGCAAAGAGAGCUCCGAUGGUAACGUGGUGCGUGGGGAAUACAGAGUCCAUCUACCUGAUGGCAGGACGCAGAUUGUGACUUACCACGCUGACUGGCAGACAGGUUUCCACGCUGAUGUGAGGUACGAAGGUCAAGCCAAGUACCCCGAGCCUACUUACAACAAUAAGCAAGGAGGAUACAACUACAAUGCCCCAUCCCCAAGCGACUUCAGCGGUUCGUUAACCGGUUUCCAUGGCAACCAGGGUUACAAACCGACAACCGCUUACGGACCACCCGGUUACCAUUGAGUUAACUUUAACCGUUAACCCACUGGUUACUGCAACCAACGACUGUUGUUACGUACCUAUGUAAGGUUUAAGUUACCAUUUUUGUACAGUAUAAGAGUUAAAAAUAGUUAUUACCUAUGAUGUUUUAACCGACUUCAAAAAUGGAUUAUUGUAAUUUGGAACUUCUUUAUAAUUAACUUGUUUUGGUUAUAUUUUUGUUAAAGAAACUGAUGAUAAAUGUUUAACAAAACUGUUUUUGUAUGAAAUUUAUGCAAUAUUUAACUAAAUGAAACUAAUUUAAAUUGUAUUUAUAUGCAUAUUUUGUACCUAUGUAUGUAUGUACAUAAUAAACUCGUAAGUUUAUCUUAAAUUGAUCGCAAUUUCAAUUACAAUCCUAACAUGUCAACAAUUUUCAAAAUUGAUCUAGUAAUUGCGGAGACUAAUCAAUACAAACAUACCAACAGAUCUUUCCUCUUUAAAAUAAUGUAAUAUAAUAUAUAUUUAUGUAACAUUGACUACAAAUACUAUUUACUAAAACAAAAAAAAAACACUCAUAGUUUUAAGUAUUUUAUACCAAGAUUUUUUAAUAAAAACAUUUUAUUGAAA